AUGCUUGGAAUGUGCCCCAGCGUGUCUGCCUGUCCUGAACCCCACACCCACGAGGACCAGAACUGCCACAUUCAUCUAAGCAAACUGGACAACCGGUCGACCGACUCCUUCACGUGCUUUCGCCUACCGCCCACUCCUAACGAUUCGUCCAAGGCGUCAGUCAAUAUCAAUGGGAAUGUGCCGCUCAAGGGACCAUGCCGGUCGCAUCAUCGGUGUCGAAUUCACCCCCACGCACAUGUUCACCCGUACGGGCCCUACUCCGCCUAUUCCCGCCAGUCCCGAUCGAGCGUGAGUUCACAGCUGAUGUCCAGUCCGGGCGAGACGCCCCCGCCGUUGGAGGGUGGUGCCUCGUCCGUAUUGACCAGUCCUGGGUUCUCUUCCGUUGACGGGGAAGUCUAUGUUUGCAAAUGGACUGCCACGAGCCAUGGUGUCAAGAGAUCGUGCGGAGCGACAUUUGCCGAUCCUUGUGCGCUCCAGGAGCAUCUGGUUGCAAACCAUAUGGGGACUGUGGAAGGAGCAAAGGGUACCGGCUACUAUUGCUGUUGGGAAGGAUGCCAUCGCCCUGAUGAGCCUUUUUCCCAAAAGUCGAAACUCCAGGGACAUUUCCUGACGCACAGUAACUAUAAAAACUUCAAAUGUUCGGUUUGUGGCAAGCUGUUUGCUCGGCAAGCGACGCUGGAGCGACACGAACGAAGCCAUCGAGGCGAGAAGCCGUACAAGUGUACCGAAUGUGGCAAGUCAUUCACCGACAGCAGUGAAUUAAAAACGCAUUCACGGACGCAUACGGGCGAGAAGCCGUUCAAGUGCACAUUUCCCGGAUGCAACUUUCAGACAGGCGAUUCGUCCAACAUGUCGAGUCAUCGACUAACUCACGGAGAACGAAAACACAAAUGCAAUUAUCCUGGAUGCAGCAAAAGCUUUACUCGGCCUGACCAAUUGAAACGGCAUAUGCGCACGACACACAAAGCAGACAGCACGGCCUUCCCAUCACCGUCACCGCUCCCCGACCAAUUCGCAUUCCCCCUUGGCACUGUUUGA
This is a messenger RNA of Aspergillus fischeri NRRL 181, 1038 nucleotides long. Its product is annotated as C2H2-type zinc finger protein. The coding region runs from base 1 to 1038 and encodes 345 amino acids. Gene Ontology annotation, biological process: regulation of transcription by RNA polymerase II. The record is from RefSeq and is a predicted model, not a curated record. Gene Ontology annotation, molecular function: DNA-binding transcription factor activity, RNA polymerase II-specific; RNA polymerase II cis-regulatory region sequence-specific DNA binding. NCBI's taxonomy places the organism in Eukaryota, Fungi, Ascomycota, Eurotiomycetes, Eurotiales, Aspergillaceae. Gene Ontology annotation, cellular component: nucleus. The transcript has 6 exons.